AUUUUACACUCAAAUAUAUAAAUACAAUUUCCUGCAGCUCAGGGAUCCCUACCAUUUUUCAAGAUGUUUCUUCACUAUUCUCACACGGAUUAAUUAGAAUUAACUGGAUGUCCUGUCUUUUCCUACUUCGUUCACACAUCUGAGUCUCUUGAAGAAUGCUAUGGAGACAUGGCUGUCACGUCUCAUUCUGUGUCCUCACGGGGACUCAGUUUCUCUUGAAAAAGGAGAGCCUUCCUGGCAACCUGGUUGGUGUCUCCCCAAAACAAGCACAUUCCUAUCAGGUGGCUUUGAGUAGCAGUUUGUGUGGGUCUUCUGUGAUGGAUUCAUACAUCAGUACCUUGAUGACAAAGAAUUUGACCGUGUAAUCAUUAUGUCAAUUUUUUACAGGUAUGUAACUUUGCCAACACCGGUGUAGCCUCAGAAAGCAUUUAAGAGAAGCUGUUUAAAACAAUAGAGAAAAGUUGAGGGAACAGCAGAGUCUUGAAAAGCUUUUUUGAAUCUUGGCAUCAAGUAAAACUCGAUGCACCUCUAGGGCUGCUACCAUUCCCUAGGGAAUGAAGCAAAGCUUGCAGGUCCAGUUCAUUCAGUAAGCUUUCUUUGGUGUGUGUAUGUGAGAAGCAUCUGAACUGUUGAUAACAAAGCUCCGGGAAGUAAUCUCUGCCAUUUAAAUGACAGGCAGCUUGUCAACUGGAAGGAGGUAUUUCUGGUAGAGUUGGAUGGUGCUGACGUGUGAUUCAGUUAAAUAUUUGAUGUAGAACUCAUUUUGCUGAGUGAUGAUGUUUUCUGAUUAAUGAUCUGUUGAUUUGGCCUGAGACGCAUUUGAAAAUGAAAUGGAUACAUUUACUUAGUUUAAAUAAACAAAACAAACCCUGUAACAUUAGCGUGAGAUUUGACGGAGAAAUAUUUUUCUGCCUACUUCCUAAUAAUUAUUGCACAUGCUUUAGGUGGAGGUGAUAUUCAAGUGGGUGCGUAUUCCCCAUGGAGUGAAGAGAACUGAAAUGCAGAAGAUUGUAUGUCAGAAAACUGACCAGUGAUGAGCUUGUGUUUUUCUUUUAGGAAGGCUCUAUUCCAGUCAGGAUACUGCUGUUUCACUACUCUGUGUCUGUGGAUGAACAGGAAGUGAAGCAAACUUAGAGAGGAACUUCUAUACCUUUUAAUGAACGUCAAAAAACAGCAUUGCCACGGCUGCCUACCCAGCAGACCUGCUUACGAGAGCCAGAGGGAUGGUGGUAGUUACGGGGCAGAACAAAGUGAGUGGAGACCCGGAUGAUGCCAUGUCGAGCUCGGAUGCAGAGGAUGAUUUCCAAGAGCCAGCCACUCCUACUGCAACCCAGGCAGGACAAGCACUACCUCUGCUGCCUCAGCAGUUUCCAGAAGUUGUUCCACUAAACGUAGGAGGCAUGUAUUUUACAACAAGACUGUCAACGCUGAGACGUUAUGAGGACACAAUGUUGGCGGCUAUGUUCAGUGGAAGACACUAUAUUCCAACAGAUGCUGAAGGCAGAUACUUCAUUGACAGAGAUGGAACCUACUUUGGAGACAUACUUAACUUUCUACGAUCUGGUGACCUGCCGCCAAGAGAGCGAGUGAGGUCAGUUUACAAGGAAGCACAGUAUUAUUCCAUAGGACCAUUGCUAGACAAUCUAGAGGAUAUCCAGCCUCUGAAAGGAGAAAAAGUUAGACAAGCUUUCCUGGGCCUGAUGCCAUAUUACAAAGAUCAUUUGGAACGGAUAAUCGAAAUAGCAAAGCUGAGAGCUAUGCAAAGAAAAGCAAGAUUUGCAAAACUGAAGGUCUGUGUCUUCAAAGAAGAGAUGCCCAUCACUCCCUACGAAUGCCCACACUUCAAUUCUUUACGCUUCGAAAGGAGCGAAAGCGAGACAAAGCUGUUUGAGCAUCACUGCGAAGUCGAUGUAUCUUUUGGCCCCUGGGAGGCUGUAGCUGAUGUCUAUGAUCUUCUGCACUGUAUCGUGACAGACCUGUCUGACAGAGGGAUAACGGUGGAUCAUCAGUGUAUCGGGGUGUGUGAUAAACACCUGAUAAACCACUAUUACUGCAAGCGUCCUAUCUAUGAAUUCAAGAUUACCUGGUGGUGAGUUAUUUUGGCCAGAACGGUGCAGGGAUAAAAGGACUUCUAGACGACAAUUGCUUUUUAAUAAUUUUUGCAACGUUGUCUCUGGAAACGCAUUGCUGCUAACGUCUGUCGGAAUCAGUCUGCUGACGUGUCGGCUAACGCUUAGCUGCUCAGCAAAAGGGAACCCGGUGCAGAGGUUGAAAAAAAAAAACCUCUGAAAUCUUGAAAAAACCAGCCUGAAACAAGACUGUUGGCUCAGGUACCUUCACGAGGCACAAAACAAAAUCACCUCAUGGAAAAUGUGGAGAGGAGCGUCUAACGUCUUUUUAAAAGGUGCCACCCACCACGUGGCUUUGUCUGCAAAGUGGAUAUUGCAGAUCUCACCCGUGUUAUUGGAAAGCCGGGGUGCUAAUAACGCUGACGUAACGUGGUUGAAUUUUACCCACUUAGAAAUGUUUUAGUCACUACUUAAACUUACCACUUUAUACAAUUGAGUAACACCCAGCACAGAGAUUCUGGAAAUGUGAUUUUGAUGUAAUAGAUCAUUUAAAGAAAAAAUAGUAUUCCCUAUAUAUUAUUAAUUGUUGUCACGAUGAAGCUAUAUUUCUUUUUUAAUUAUGAAUCUGCGUUGUGAAUUAUAAUAUUAUAUUUCAAUUCUUUCCAUUGUUAUAAAAAGGAAUAGCAGAUUUGGAAUAUAUUCCUUAAUGCUUUUAGGAAUAAUAAUAACUGUUCAUGAAGACUUGUGCCUGUUUUUAGCCUUAGAAAUUCUAAAUGUUUACAGUAUCUACAAAAAAACAGAAGCUCUAUAGAAUCAGGUCAUUUACAAAGGCUUUUGGUAAAUGAGAAAACCCUGUAUGUAUGUUCCUAUUAGCAGAAGUAAGAGGAAUAUUUAAUGUAUAUUAUUUUAUUACUAACUCUUUUUACAUUCUGUGAUACUAAACUUUGUUCUAGAGUUAGUCAGAUGAUGAUACUAGACAAGUGCUUCCUUCACCUCACCUUCUUCAGACAAUUAAGUCUCAUUUUUAACGUUCUUGUUGAUCCUUUCCUGAUACUGGUGAAGUAUCAGGAAAAAGAAUUUUCAACCUCCAUAUUCAAAUAUUUCUCCAAUUUCUCCAAUUAUAAAGCAGUAUGUCUGGCUGGUAGAUUUCUUUCCACACUGGAAGAGGCAGCCAUUGCAGAAUCAUGUUCUUUUCAGAAGGUUAUUGUUGCAUUUCUGACGUUAGUAACUGCAUCCUGAAGUUGGAUUUCUUCAUGUCCAAAACUGAAAGGUAGAUCUAAACAUCUGAAGAUGUUACUGUUUUGUGAGGUACAGAAAACUGGAGUAUUUUUCAAAAAGACCCCACUCAAUCCUAAGGAGAGAGGAAAAGUAAAUGUUUGCAUGUUGCAUUCCAUUGGAUUAGUUAAUCCAAAGAUAUUGCUUAAUUAAACUUUUGACUUUUUCACUUAAGAAGCGUGUUAAUUGCCAUGGUCAAAAUUCUCAGUUACCUGAGGUAGUUUUUAGAAUAGUUCCAGGAACUUUAUGAUCAAAAUGUCUUGCAAAAAAAGAGGCAAAUUGUUUGCAUUGUCAUACUUUUAUGUAUUUAAUUUAGAAAAUUUUAGUAAAUUGUCUCUCUGAGGUGGGGAUAUACGGCUCUAAUGAUCUCUUUUCCAAUGUUUACUGACAGAGAAUCAUUGUCAAGUGCUGAGCUUCGAGUCCAGAGCUUAAAUUUUGAAAUGGAGGGAAGGAAGAAAUGAUGUGCAUUCGGAUCUUAUUAUAAGUUAUUUUAAAUUGUUUUCUUAAAUACGGGCCUUUGUGUUACACAGAGUUGUUCUGCUUGUGUUUGACAACCCAAAAUUAAGUCAAACCGAGACCAGUAAAGUAUCCCUAAAUUGAGAGGAAGCUUGCAUGGUGUGUUCACUAUUCUGCUGGCUUCUUUUUUGUUUUUCCAGGGAAUCUUAAACUGUAAACUACAAUUUCUAAUAAAAUUACAUAAGGUCUGAAAGCUGAGGCUUACAAAGUUUUGGCCGCUUGUACACUUCAGACAUGUAAGUUGAGGAUUUUCAGCAUCAGUUUAUUUAGAGACUGCAAUGAGAAUUGCAGUUUUAGUGGGUUAUUUGGUGUUUCUUUGCCCCUUCCCAGAUACAUAUUUCCAUGGGACAUAACUCUGGUUUGAAUUUCAGCACUCCUUGCAGAAAUGGAACAGAAUCUGAUUUAAGAGUAUAACUUCUGGUUGGGCUUUUGGAAUUUUUCUGUUGUUAUUCUGGAGAAGCUAUAAUGACAAAAUUUGUGUUUCGAUCAUGUUUGCUAUUUCUUAACAUGCACACACUGAUAUUUUUAUAACUUUUUCCUGUUUAUUGCGUAAAUAAGUAAGGAAGACUACCUAACCAAAAAGAUAAAAAAUUAAAAUCUUGGUCUGUAUCAGUUGCUUUGUCUUAAUCGAAGCUUUUCAUCCUUCAAAUCCUCCAGAAGACAGCAAAUGUUAAGUGCAAUAUCAAAAAAGAAAACGUGGAUUUGAGCCAACAUGCUUUCAUCAAACUCAUACAUUCUGUGUCGUGGUUUGUGCGAGUUAACAAUAUUGCUAUUGACUCCACUUGUUCUAAGCAGUCUUUGUUUACAACGAUUUAGAUGAUAUUGCCUAAUAUGUGUUCGUUUUUUUGACAGAAACAGAAGAGUUGUGCAGGCGGAUGUCAGGAGAGUGUAAUCUAAUAACUGGUUUAUAUAACAUUAUUGACUUAUCUUUUCUUGGCGUAUAGAGUAAUUUUUGAAAUUCUGCGUUUGCAACAAAAAUGUGAGUAGCUGAUCUACUAAAUCCAUGUUUAAGCUGAUCGAUGUUUUGAUAUAUCAUGAAUGCUUUAUAAUUGUCUAAUUAAACUAAAUGCAUAGGUAAUAGUGCUUUUUUUUUUAAUUUGGGACUUUCCUUUGUAUCUGGCUAGGCCAGAGGUUUGCUGGAACGUACUUACCUGUUUCUCUGUGCUUCUACUUAGCUUUUUUGCCACUUUAUCGUCAUCUCUGUAGCUGCUUUUCCACCCCCACACUCCCAAAUACCGUGUUUGUGGGCUGACACCAUGGACACAUUGGCCGUGCAGUCAAGGGUCUCAGGUUGUCAGUGGAAUGUCACUAUGAAUAUUGUGUUUGCAAAUCAUUAAAAGGACAACACACAUCAGUCCAUUCAGCUCAUUCAAAAUGAAGGAAAGACAUUUUUUAUUUGGUGUUCUGAGACAGGAUACGUGCCAUUUUUGGUUCCAAAUUGAUAUACACAAACAUGUCUUAGAAUCAACCUUUUUUUCCCCUUUUCUCCUAAAUAAGAAAUCUCAAAUAUUUUCAAAGCACAGGUUGUAUAUACAGAUUGUGGUGAUUACUCUGGUUUUUAUGAAUACUGAGGUAAUAGUGGGACAGUUGAGGGAUAGUUACUUCAAAAGUAGAAUUGUUCACUAUUGUUUUUAGGUUGCUAUGUGUCUGAAUAAAAAUGUAACGAGAUUAAUCUUUUUAACAUCUCCUCUAUAUAUGCAUAGUCUGGUGGUUUUUAACAGGAAGCAAAGGGAGGUCUUACUGUCGGGUCUCACAUAAAAUGACUUGGCCAAUUUCACAGCAUGUUGAUUGUUUCUGCAUCAGUUCUAGACUUGUAAAAUAGGAAGGAAACCUUCUCAUCUUUAUAGAGCACUCAAAAAUGACACAAAAAGAUAUUGAUGGGCAGCAUCCACUUAAUGGCUGUUGAUUUCAAGAGUUCAAAAAAAAAGUUAACAUAACUUCUCAACUUGGUGCAGGCUUCUGAACUCGAACACCACAAUACUCUACAUACAUAGUCAUCUGAAAUGCUCAUUGCUGAGCCUUCAUCCUCUUUGGAGGAAAGUCAAGGUGCAUCUUUGAUCUGGAAAGCCUUUGAGCCGUUAGCAGAUUCUUGCUUGUACUCAUGGUGCAUGUUUUUUCUAAUACUGCUAGAUAAGUUUUUUUUUUAAAGCUGAUUUUAGCCCAAAUUUAUAGUGAGGGAUCAGUUUCUGUGUUGAUGAGGGUGUGGGUUCUUUGGUUUGUUUGGGGGAGUUCUAGGUCUUAGUUAUCCAAGUAGCAAAAACAGUGAGUUAUUGCAGCAGAAAGUUCUGCAUACCCCUUUCUUGAUGGAUUUUUUUUUUUUAAGUUUUAAGGAGGUCUGCCUGGGAGACACCUCAUGAUGUAAUAUAUGGAAAUACUGCAUUGGUUAAUACGGAUAUUUUUGAGGUUUUUGUUGUUGUUGUUGAGUUGUGUAAUACUCUUUCCUGAACCUAGUGUAGAGUUAAGGGGUGAGUUUGACAUUGGUUUCCUGAUAAACCUGGUUAUGCCUUAGGUAUCCCCCGCUCCCAUCUCGUACAAUCACUGAUCCUGGAGGUGUUCAAUACAUGGAAAAGUAAUGACUAUUAGAAUCUUCCUUGAUUCUCAAUGAGCCCAUUAAGGGAAUUGGUGCUUGUUAAUCCAGUUGCCAUCUCGGUUCUUCUGCUCUUCCUGGCUGCCUGUGGCUUCAGCAGGGAGACAGAGCACUCGGGGUUGGGUCUGGCUCCACAAGUCCUUGAAGGUGAAAGUCAAAGACUUCUGUCAUGUGAGAAAUGUACUGAUUUGCAUGAGCACACACUCUGGCCUUUCCUGAAGCGAUGGUUAAAUUUCCAACAAGCUCUGAAGGAUGUUGGUGUUUGAAACUGUUGUAAGUGAUAGCUUUGUAACACCCUAAUCUGUGUUGUGCCAGACUGUUCCAAUGUCUGAACUGUGAAAGGCGGAGAGGUUGGGGUUGGCCAGUUCUUUUGUUCAUGGUUCUCAGUUUAUCCGUGUUUUCCCAGUGAAAUCUAAACCCGAGCGAGGUUGCAGAUCACUGCCCCCAGGACUGAACACAGCCCUUUUCUAGUCUGUUCUGUGCAUUGAGCACGUGCUGGUUUUUGCAAAAAUGAAAGCGGGAGGGAAUCAGUUCUGCAGUGUAUUUCCCCAGGGACAAUCCUCACCAGCUCUGAAGGAGAACUUCGGUGAGAUCCUGACCCAUGCUCCCCCACAUCUCCAUGUGUUAGGUGAAGUGUAGGAGGUGUGAGGACUUGAGCUCUCUAGCCUGAAGAGUCACAGUGAGGUAAUGACUCUGACUGGAUUCCCCCUUGGUCCUCGUGCCUUUCUCUAGCCUUUAAGAUAUACCACUCUCUGUGCAGGAGGUGUUUUACUUCUCUCUGCUGCACCCUCAAAUUUGUUUGCAAGGCGUCUUAGUCUGCUUUAAACUAAAGGGAUUAUUUUAAUAUUACAAUAUGGUCACUGGUAGUUGUUAAAAGAAUCAGCAAAAAUCUUAUUACUGACAAAAAUAUGUGAAUAAAUGAAUCAAAAAACCUUAUUUAUAGCAUAAUCAUUUUAAUUUCACUCUUCUGUUUUAUUUUUUUUUCUAAAGACUGUUAAGAAAUGUAAACUCUUACUUCUUUUAAGGGCUUCCAUCUGUUUCAUAGUAGUAUGUAUUCAGGCUAGGCACCUGUAUUUUGGGGUUUGAGGGCCUCGUUUACUGCUCGCUGUGAGCUGAAGGAUAAGUGCAUGAUCUCUCAUCUGUUUGCUUUUUUUCCUUAAAAAUAAAGAAUUACUCAUAUAGUUAUAAGUCACAAUAUUCUAGCUUCAUUUGGCAUUUGCAGCCCUGGAAACCUUCCUUCCCAACUCUAUUCUUGCCGCUCAUUCUUGUUUAUAGGUGACCUGGGACAGGGUACGUGGUGAGGAAGGUGAUGGAAGUGCCAAUGGGGAGAGUCUCAUGUCAGAGCUGAGUGUUUGCAUUGCAGAGUGUUCUUUCCUUUUAUUUCAGCCCCUGUGCUGUGUGAGGAUCCCGUCUGUCUGGGAGCCCAGCUCAGCUCGACCGCGUUCAUGAAUUUUCUGUGUAAGUUCAUUGUAUUGAGAUUUAUCGAGCUAAAUGAGUGGGAAAAUCCAGUGGCUGUGGAUUGUGCUGGAAAUGCAGCAGUGAUGGGUGAGGUGGCUGCGGGGCUCAAACUACUUGAAUUUCAGGAUCGUUAUUUAGAGGUCUGAGGGCCUUUUUGCCACAAAUUAUGCGUUGAAUCUUUCUUUUCUGCGUGGCCAAACAGAGCAAUCAAGUUUGGGAUGCAACUGCCUGGCAGGUAAGAGAAGACUUCAAAGCAAGGAAAUGUGGAAAGAUGGUCUGUUAACUCAUCAUAAAUCUCUGGAGCCUGAUAUUACUUUCACUUCAUUUAAUAAUUAUACUCUGGACAAUUAUACACCCCACUGGCUUUAAGUUAUGAUUGGAGUUGUGUUGAUCUCUUUCGUUACAAAUGGUUGUGAAUUGUUUCCAGGUUGUUCAGUCACAACAGAGAGGACCUGGGAUAGUUCUGAGUUUGGGGCUAUGGGAACAUAAUUUCAUUUAACAGAAAACACCUCCAGUCUUUCAUUAUCUUUCUGCAAAUAAGCUAGAUUUCAGAGUGUGAUUAUGUUCUGUUCUUAUCUUCUGUAUAUAGUCCUAUAACUGGAAAUUACUUUCCAGAACAGCAGUUCUUACUCGUUUUACUUAACACAAGCUUAGUGUAAGUUUACCUACACUUCCACUGUGACUUUUAUAAAUGGAUUUUGUUUUGCUGAAUUAUAAAUUGUAUGUGUCUAUGCAUUGUAACCCGUAAUGCCUUUGAAAAUCCAGCCUGGAUGCUAACGAUCAGGGUUUGGAAAUAUCUCCAAAUGUGUUUUAUUUUAAUUAAGUUGAUGCGUGAUGUUUAAUACUGUGGGUAUCGUAGUGUAUUACUUCUUACUAUGUUUCACUUUUCAGUUCAGGUAAUAGAUAGUCUAUGUUUUUUAUUUGAAGUACAUAGAAGACAAAUGUGGAUAUAAACUUUGUGUUGUGCAAUAAAAGUAUGUUAUACUGAAA
This is a messenger RNA of Calidris pugnax (ruff), 8895 nucleotides long. It is a transcript of the gene KCTD7, whose product is annotated as potassium channel tetramerization domain containing 7. The record is from RefSeq and is a predicted model, not a curated record. The transcript has 5 exons. Gene Ontology annotation, molecular function: protein binding. Bases 1224 to 2093 code for a protein of 289 amino acids. Gene Ontology annotation, biological process: protein homooligomerization. Lineage: Eukaryota; Metazoa; Chordata; Aves; Charadriiformes; Scolopacidae.